Molecule: messenger RNA, 6857 nt
Organism: Brassica rapa (field mustard)
Lineage: Eukaryota; Viridiplantae; Streptophyta; Magnoliopsida; Brassicales; Brassicaceae
Product: squamosa promoter-binding-like protein 6
Cellular component (GO): nucleus
Molecular function (GO): DNA binding
Source: RefSeq, a predicted model, not a curated record
CUUUAAUAGUAUAGAUAGGUAGGUUAAGGUAAUAUUUUUUUCUUUACAGUAUUACAUCAAAUAUAUAAUUAUUGGGGAGAUACGUUUCUUGUAAGUAUUUUCUAUAAGUUUUCGAUAUUUACUAAAUAAACCAAAUCAAACAGACAGGAGGGUCAAAUGUAUAAACAAUAAACUCAUGCCGAAUGUGAAAAAGAGAAAGAGACAAGAAAACUCAUGGAGCUACAAACAAUGAUACAUGUCACCAAUAUACACAAACUGGGACAUAUGAAAUAAAUAACGUAGUGGGUGGAGGGUCCAAACAUGUGAUUAUCAUAAAGUUGAGGUAAUUAUGCAAAGUAAAAUGGUAUGAUAAUGAACCUUGCAUGUUAAGACACUCACAAAUGGUGAGUUUGCAUUUAGGUUCAAGAACUAAUGAUUUACGUCAUAUAUGUUGUCAUAUAUACCAAUUUUACUUAUUUAGAUUAUAGGUUUAUUUGGUUUCCGCUUAAUUUAUUAAUUAAAUAUUAAUUCAGUAUUACAAAAAUUAUUUUUGAAGUAGAAAUUUCAACGAUCAAUUAUUUGCAACUCAAUCUUUAUGUUUAAUAAAGAGUUAAAUUUAAGUUUAACUAUUAUUGCUUAAACUCUAGGUUGGUUAGAGAUAUUUGAUCUACUUUUUCUUCUUUUACCGCUCUUCAACAUUCCACUCUCAUCGGUGUUUAAGCGUAAUAGUGCUCUCUAUAUUUGUGAACAUGAAGCUCAAAUUACUCCGAUGUCUUUAAGGUAUGUACCAACAGUAGUAUAAUACUGUAAUAAAGAACUAGGAGAUUAUUUGUGGAUCUCUCUACUUCAAGUAAAUUUAAUUUUUCCUUAUAACAUUUUUGACCCAUGUUUAAUUGAUUUACUAUUAUGGUUGUUCAUCUUACUCGAGCAUACUUUCAGUUUCGGUUGUAAUCGUUGAAAAGCUUUAGAUUUUAAUUAAUAUUUUUUUCCCAAAAAAUAAUCUAAAUCAUCUCAAAUCUUAGUUGAAUAUACCUAUUGAAUUUUAUAUUUAUUUUAAUAUAAAUGUAAUUAUAUUGGAAAUAUUACUGACGAGCUCUAUUCUCUUUGGCUUUGAUCUCAAAUAUUAAGUUCAAAAUAUCCGGACUUUUAAUCGUAUUCAAAAGUUAUUAAUAGAAAUCAUUACUCAUCUUUUCAGUGCACUUUUGACUCUACACGGUGACUGUUACUUCUUGGAGUACUUAUUUUAAAAAAAAAAUUUUUGAGAAUUUUCGUGGAAACUGGAAAUAUUGACGUGGGACAGGCCAACCAUAAAGAGAUAAAUCUGAACCUACGUAGCCCAUUAUUCUUUUACAAAAAACCCUACUUUGCCCAUUGUUAAUGGGCUUAAAGUAGUACUUAACUUUCGUAUUUUGAUGGACUUGGCUUUGCAUACGUGACAUGCACCAAAAUUUAUUUCUCAUUUAUUUUCGGCUCCGUAUUUUAAUUAUAUAUAAACUGUUUAUUGACACAGAAAAUAAUAAUAUACUAGAUUUUGAUCCACACUUUAAAAACACGAAGCUAUCUCUUUUUAAAUAUACUAUUUAAGAACAUAUUUUCUUUAUAACAUUUAUAUUUUUAUUAUUAUUUUUUUGUUAUAUUUGUAGUAGUUGUUUUAUAUAUUUAGGAUAACAUGUAUUGAGAUAUAAAUAUAAAAAUAUAUAUAAUGACUCACAUUUUAAAAGUACGGGAUUUGUUUCUUUUGAAAAUUAAAUAUUUGUUAAUUGUAACCUUAUGUGUUAUGUGAUGAUAACUAAUUUUUUUAAUAAUGUUAAGGUUUUAUAGUCAUACAAAGUAAUUUUGAAGAGUUCCUUGUAUUAAUAUUUUUUGUUUAUUGUAAACUAUUAAAUCCCAAAUAUCCUUUUCGUAGCGAAUUUUAAAAGGUGAUUAAAAGAAAUACAAACAAAAAUUUGAAUCCAUUUUUAUGUUUUACUGUUUUUAAAAUGGGUUUCUAAUUUUUUUUGUCAAUAAAAAUCAAGUAUUUAAAUGAGCUUUGUCUAUAAAUUCGUGAAACCCAACCACAAGUAAUCCAAAUUCUUCGACGGACUUAAAAAAAACAGGAAACGAAAAGUAAUAAUAAAAAAUUAUAUUCAGAUUUUUGGCAUGGCUAAAGUGCUAACACAAUGCAAAUAGCAUAUAUAUCAUAAAUCAAUUUUAGUAUAGAUCUUUGAAGUAUACAUAAAAAUGAUUAUAAUCUGAUUGGGUUUCUGAUAAAAUAGAAACGAGCUUGAAAUUCUAAGCUUUUUUACUGCUAAAAUGGGCUUCUAAAUUCAUUUUUAAAUACAUGUUUCUGUUUCUGACUGGUGCAAUUAAUGUGGCCAAAAACCAUUUAAAAUUUUUAAAAUGGUAAUAGCAAUUUUUGUAAUUAAUUAGAAAAGUCAAAGACGUAAUCAUAAGAAAAAUUAUGUUUUAAUAGUAUAGACACCUGAAAAACAAUUAUUGAAAAGGGUCACAUCUUUGAUCUUUCAAACUUAUAAUCAUGUAAAAAAUAUCAGUGUUCAAAAACGCGGCGCCUGAGCAGCCGAUUCCAUGUCCAAGUAUACGCUCCAUGGUGUAUGUCCCUGACGAAUUGAACCAGUUCAGUGACGUUAUGUGGUGACUGCAGAUUCACAUCAACCGUGGUUUAAGAAAAUGCAGACAUAUUAUGCUCUGUUUUUCUACGAAUUAUGCUGUUUAGAAAUCAGAAAUCUUAAAAAAAAUUGGUUUUAUUAUUUUAAAGCUUUAUAAUUAGAUGUUGGAUUAAAAUCUAUCAAUUUCAUGUAUGUAAAAUCGACAACAAUGGUGGAUAAGGAAACCAUAGGCGCAAAUUAGAUCAAAAACAAAGAAGUAGACAAUGGUUGAAAGGUAAUUUUGUGAUCCACUAAAUCUAAAUUCAAAUUCAAAUUAAUUGGGACUACAAAAAUUGAACCUAAAAGCAUAUUAUGUGUAAAAUUUUAUUUUUUUCUUCUUCAAAAUAAAGUAAUUCGAUAAUGGAGUUUAAUACCCAACUUUUUUGAAAAAAAAAUGGAAUAACAAACAAAAAAAAUAUAAAACCCAUUUUUUAUUUUAUUAUAAAGUAAAAAAUGUAGCGGAGGUAUAGCAAAUUUGACUUUAAAUACGCUAAGUGCAUGGAAAAAGAAAUAAACCAAAAGCCACAAGACAUAACUCACGUUUCACAGUUUUGAUUUAACUUUUACAAUGUUUAUUUUAUUUUACUUUAUCCAAAUUAAAUUUAAUAUUCUAUGGAUAUAAAUCAACCGUAUGGAUUGCGCCUAGCGCAAUUUCGAACCUUGAGAAAUAUUAGUAUAGCAAACAAGAAAGAAAACGAAACAAAACUAUAAAGUAAUUGGGACUAGCUUAGAUUCCAUCACCUGAAAAGUGCGGUUAGUUGGCCAACAUGAUGUGUUCUGGCUCCCACCAAAACUAAAUAAAAGAAAAAGAAAAAGGAUUGAUUUUGUAAUAAAGCAAAAGUUUUGUAAAACUUCUGACGAUUGCGCCCACACACGAUCCACCACUAAUCUUUUCAAUUCGCUGAUUCUCAAAUAUUUCUUGUAUUCUUUUCGCGAACCCAAAGUUUCUUUUUCUUUUAUGGAAACCCCAUACAUUCUUCUUCUAACUUAUGCAUUAAUAUGGAUAUUAUUUUUUUGAAACGAUUUUAUUUAAUAGCUAUAACCAAAAAAUAAUGUUCCCAAGUUGCUCUAUAGUAUUCUUCGUAGGUUGUUGCUUUUUAUCUUUAAAAUUGCGUAGCCACCAACAAACCAAAUAAUUAUCAAAAAGCGUGUUUGUUAGAAUACAACCCAAAAAUGUUUAAACUUUGGAUUGUAGGUCGUGACAAUGUCCAUUGUGAUCUAUCUGGGUUUUUAUUAUAGUGAACAUAUUUAUGGUCUCAAUUAAGUGUUUGAGAUAAUGUGAACACAUGACAUCAGUAGUCAGUUGUGCUGCCUGUCUUUAAUACAUGCAAAAGGUCUCUAAUACAUGCCACCGUCGUCCUUAUAUGCUGUAUUUGUGAAUUAAAUUUAUUUAGGUAUUAUACCAAUAACAACAUUAUAAAGUCUUUUUCCGAACAUUAGAAAGUCUUUUUAAAACGAUCUACAAUGUUAAAAAAUGCAGUCUAUACGUCGGUUUGGACUUUGGAUGGGGUCGACGCUAAGCGGUAGUCAGUCGAGUUUAUAUAAUUCAAACAUAUAAUAAUGUUUAAUCAAAUAUGUAGUAUAUGAAGACAUCUAGAAAAAUUUUAAACAUUAAUAUGAAAAUUAUAAUUAUAAUAUAAUUAUAUUAUAUUUAUUAUAAUUUAGUUUAUGCAUUUGUAUUUUAAGUUGAUUAUAUUUAAAAAUAAUUUAAACAUAUAUGUUUAUUCAUCUUUAUAUGUUUAAAAAUAUUUAAUUUUCUUAUUUAAAAUCAUUUAUAUAUGUUAAGCUAUAUUUUAUACCUAAAGUUUGAUAUUUCAGAAUAUUUUCUAUUAAUUUUCUUAAACUAAUAUAUAUAUCUUAUGUUCAUCUACGAUCUAUUAAGUGUUUAGCGUGUUUUAUAACAAUAAACAUAUAUAUACAAAUUUAGAUGUGCUCGAACAACUCCACUAAAAGAAUUUCAAUUUUAGAUAUCUCACAAAAAAUUGUAUCCGAAAAUGAAAUAUUUAUUCAAAAAUAUUUUAUUUGAGAUAUUUCUAGAUGAGUCAAAAUACAUAUUCUUGUAAACAUAAUUAUUUUAUCAACUUUUGUGAGAAAUUUAGUUUUGAGAAUUUUUGCAAUAUAAGUGUUCUAGGUAUAUGAGCCGCACCUAACUAAUUUUUAGUUGGUCUUUUUGGGUUUGGUAUCUCUCUGACAUAGCAAGUUGUUUUGUGGCUGUUAUUGUAUCAAUACAAUGAUAUUUAUAUUUUCUCUAGUUCGUCUGGUAAUUUUUAAUAAUUUAUUAGCUCUAGUCUCUAGAUAAAUAAAUUUAUGUCUAUAUAUGUAUAUGUGAUAAUUAUUUUUGGGCAAACAAAUUUCAUUAAUGGAAAUUUAAGAUUAUAAAAUUAAUAUUGAAAUUUCUAAAAGAUAAAUUAUUAUAUAAACAAUGAAAUGCAUCAUAAAUAAUCAAUGUAUAGUUUUCUUUUUAUGUAUUUAAAUUCUCUGAUGCAAAUUGUGUAUUUUACUAGUAAUUUUUGGAUAAAACAUGCAAUAAUACGUAUACGAUGAAACGAAGCUUGGAAUUCUUGUAAGAAAAAAAAAAUACAUUUUUUAUUUUAUCUUUACAAAUUAUGAUAUUAUUUGCCAUUAGUAAAUAUGAUAACCUUUGCACUUCAACAUUUUCAUUUGUUAUCUCCUUUAUCUUUGGAGUAAAAAUAAAGUUUUACUUUGGAGAUUCUCUAAUAAGAUGUUGAUUUCAGUUUGUUUUUUUGAAAUACGGUGUCUCCGAUCAUUAUUGUACCCAGUAAAUACGGUAUCCAUAGAUUGCCUUUGAAGUUCUUCCAGUACAAAAAAAAAAAUUACAGAGAUGGAGAAUUUUUAUAAAAAGAAAAAAAAAAAAGGGAAAGGAUGUGGGAGAAGAAAGAUGGGUGUAGUAGUGGAAAUCAUGUUGACCACCCCAAACACUAUUCUAUUCUCCAUUCGAACUUUUCUUUUAUUUUCUCUACAAAUCUCUCAACAGAGUUCCCCUGUUCCUCCUCUUCUCAUCUCUGUUAUUCUAAUAAAUCGUUUCAGUUUUGCAGAUGGAUUCUUGGAGCUAUGGAACCUCCUUUCUUCCUUCUGAUUCCUUUCCUGAGAAUCCAAGAUCCGUGGCUCAGGGACUCUCUAAUGAAUUUGACAAGGUUGAUGAUAGGAUAGAUUUCAAAGUUAGGAGUUUUAUGGAUUACGGGAACUAUGAUGGUAAUACUUCCUCUAGAGCUAAAAAGCCUCGAGCUUCUUCAAGGUCUCCCUUGUGUCAAGUCCAUGGGUGCAACAUGGAUCUCAGCUCUUCGAAAGAUUACCACAAAAGGCAUAGAGUUUGCGAGGCUCACUCAAAGACUUCUGUGGUUAUCGUUAACGGUGUUGAACAGAGGUUUUGCCAACAGUGCAGCAGGUUUCAUUUCCUCUCGGAGUUUGAUAAUGGGAAAAGAAGUUGCAGAAGACGAUUAGCUGGUCACAAUGAGAGAAGAAGGAAGCCUUCUUUCUAUUUUCGGCAUAAGCUUCUUCCUCAAGGUACAAACUCUCUGGCAGGUAACAAGGUUCAUGGUAGGCUCGUGAGUUUCAAAGAUGAACCUAUGUUUCCUGCGGAAAACAUGAGUUUUUAUUCACCGGAAGCAGCAGCUUCUGGUGUAUCUUCGAUUUGGGACUUGCAUGAGGCUGGGCCGCCACGUUCUACUUGUGCUUGCUCUCUUCUGUCAGCUCAGUCCCAACAAUGCUUGUCUGAAACUAAUCCAAACAAAAGUUUCUCAAUCACUCAACCAAACCAAACUCUCAAUCACUCAACAAUAGGCUAUCAUCAGAUGCUACCACCACCAUUGAGGACUAUUUCAUCAUCCACAGUUGAUCUACAGCAACUGUCAUCGCAUCUUCAGAGAAUCGAGCAACAACAGAGGAGUUUUACUAAUGAUGAUGUGAAGCAGGAGUAUAAUAAUGAGCUUUAUUUCCCCUAGCUCCUAAUAGGAGGGGGAUAAAGAUUAAGUCUGCAUGGUUAGAUUAGUUAGUAGAAUAAAGAUUAAGUCUGGCUACAAGUGUUUUUGUAUCUGAUCUGAUCUUGUCUAUUAUUAUUAUUCACCAGUCUGAAAUAAAAAAUUGUUUCAGAUAUCUAUGCCUGCUUAUUUCACAGUGUUUCAGUCCUUUUGUUUUUUUUGUUAUUUUUCAGACAGUUUGUAUAUAACGAUGUGAUGAAUAUUCGCUGUAAAAGGUAAUUUGUUUGCUCUUUUA